Molecule: messenger RNA, 813 nt
Organism: Austrofundulus limnaeus
Lineage: Eukaryota; Metazoa; Chordata; Actinopteri; Cyprinodontiformes; Rivulidae
Gene: esco2
Product: establishment of sister chromatid cohesion N-acetyltransferase 2
Biological process (GO): mitotic sister chromatid cohesion
Cellular component (GO): chromatin; nucleus
Molecular function (GO): protein-lysine-acetyltransferase activity
Source: RefSeq, a predicted model, not a curated record
GGUUGGAAGAAGGAGCGUGUGGUGAACAAAUUCUUUGAAGGAAAGAUUCUUCUGAUCUUGGCAGAUGAUCCAAAAUAUGCCACGAAGAAGGCUGAAGAGGUGCGGCAGGUGGUGGACAGUGAGCUGGGUUUCCAGCAGGUGACUCUCAGCAGACCCUCUCAGGCUAAGACCUACCUGUUCAUCAGCACAGAGGGGCUGGUGGUGGGAUGUGUUAUUGCUGAGCCCAUCCGACAGGCCUUCAGAGUCCUGGAGCAGCCCGAUCAGAACAAAGACAUGACCAAGGAUGACUUCAUGGAGCGCCACAGAGCCUGGUGCUGCUCCACCGUCCCAGAACAGGCUCUGUGUGGGAUCAGUCGGGUCUGGGUGUUCAGCCUGGCCCGAAGGCAGGGCAUCGCUACGCGCCUGCUGGACACAGUCAGGAGUACCUUCAUGUACGGGAGCUACCUGACCAAACAGGAAAUGGCUUUUUCUGACCCGACUCCAGACGGGAAGCUGUUCGCCACCAAGUACUGUGGCACGCCCACCUUCCUGGUUUACAACUUCAUUGCAUGAAGUUCAGCAAGAUUAAAACUGAGUUCUGAAAGUGUUUUAAUGCAAAGUUUGUUCUGUGGUUGAUAAGACUUUAAUUUAAAGUCAAGUUAAGACACUUGAGCAGGUUGUAAAUGUUCUGUAUUUAUGUUCAGCGCUGCUCAGUUUAAUUUUUACAAACUGCCUUCAAAGGAUCUACAAUUAGAUGUGUUCAAGUUGACCUUUGAUACAUGAUAAAUGUUCAUUGUUGUAAACAGUUUGUUUCUAAUAAAUCUUUUAAGCAAA